GGAACUUGUCAACGAGCAAAUUGUUCAAAUCAAUUUAAACGAUAUUGGAAUCCGUGUGGUGGACGUUCUUCUUCGUAAUAAUUCGACUGUGCCGCGCUUUUUUAAAACAGUCUCUUCCACUAAAUCUGUCAAAGUAACAGCAUCUAAUUAUAUUGUUGACGCUAAUGCAACUGCAACACUUACACUCACGAUCAACAACACCACAGAGGAGAACGUGUUCGAGAUGGUUAAUGUCAAUGUAAUUGUUCAGUGGUGGUUGCUUGACUCCGUUACAAAUAUUUCAAAUAUGACUGUUGAAGGGAAUCCUGUAGAGACGCUUAAAUUUUACAUUAUGUUUCGAGGAAAAGAAGCAGUCAGUGAUGACGUUUAUGUUGUGAUAUAA
Messenger RNA from Meloidogyne enterolobii, 382 nucleotides. The record is from the annotation of a GenBank genome assembly. NCBI's taxonomy places the organism in Eukaryota, Metazoa, Nematoda, Chromadorea, Rhabditida, Meloidogynidae.